Messenger RNA from Owenia fusiformis, 1676 nucleotides. The record is from the annotation of a GenBank genome assembly. Lineage: Eukaryota; Metazoa; Annelida; Polychaeta; Sabellida; Oweniidae.
UGUGGGAUAAACAGCUUUCCAACAAAAGGCAAUUGUAUUUGACUUUGUGACGGUGCCAAGUUCGUACGGUACUUGGUACUGGAUAAACACAUGAAUGACAUGUAGUCUAAGUUAUCGAGCAGUAAAUUGACGAUGACAUUCAACGAAACGUUAAAACGCAAAGAAGUCAUUUUAUGACGCACGAACUCGGAUUUUUGAAAUGUCAAAAGUUGAAAUUAGGACCUCAUAGAUCAAAAUCAAAGUGAUAAUGUUGACAUUAACAGAUAAAAAACUAAAGGAGAGGGAGGACAGGAAGUUUCAUGAUAUGAUGAGAUUAAAAAUGCACAAAUAUGAAACAAAAAACAAAAAGGACUCUGGUUACAAUGGAGUUGCCAAAGACAUGACGAAGGUUCUUCACAGAAACGCAUUUGUACAGCGUGACUUGGAAAGGAAAGAAUUGCAAAUUCAUAAACAAGAAAAAGAUCGAAUUAGAGAAAUUCGUAAAGUUCAAAGUGACUUCCAGAAAACUAUGAGAAAACUACGUAAGGCAACACCAAGUGUAGGCUCGAACUUUUUUCAACGACAUACAGACAGUGAAAAGCAAAGUAGAGACUUGUCAUUAAAAAUGAUGGAGACGCUCAAAUCUACCCGAGAACUUGAUUCACCAAGUUCAAAUAAACAUAAUUCAGAAAUAUCGCAUUCAGAUCGUAAUCCGGAACAUUUGGGUAAAUAUCGUAAGCCAAUGUCUUUACCGAGUCAUGACGUGCCGGUGGAGGACGACUCGGGAACCGAUAGCCCUGUAAACAUCAGUGGAACCGACCAUAGCCCAGUUCUUCGACGACAAUACAGCCCAACAUGCCUAACUUCACCCCCUCUUGUGUUACCUCCAUUGCCAUAUAGCCCAGGCAUGACCACAGGCGCUACGAGAGAUAUCCAUGAACUGGACGAUCCUGAUGAACAAAGUGACCUCAAAUUUCGCAGACGAUUGCUUGGAAGGAGGAGGAGUCAAUCGGCGUGCAAUCUGAGCAGUAUACCACGCACAGAGCGUCAAGGACUGCCUAGCGUUUUCGUAUUACCCCCCAUUUCACCAGAUUUCGGACAUUCUCAAAAUGAUGAUAGAAAUGAUUCGACCAGCGACAGAGUAACAAAUCAAUUUCAUUCCUUGAAUUUGAAGGAAAAGAGGAGACUCAGUAUAUCUGCGUCCCAUAUUGACCAAAUUGGAUUUGAAAGCUCCGCGAAGCUUGAUCAGGCAGACGAUGGAUCGUCUGAAUCUGAAUCGAUUGUAUCUUCCGACGAUUCUGACGUAGACGAUACGAUGUCAGCCGAAGAAUCGGAAAACAUGUUAAUGUUGUACCAACGAGGGGGGUCAUUCAGCAGACGGCGAAGUUCGUCUGCUCCUGAACUUAGAGAAGGGAGACCAGAAAGGGUGCCUUCCGCACGAAGAAAUGCAGUAAUUUCAUCAAAAAGUUUAAGGGUGGUUUCAAGAACCGGCCGACGUCAUCGCCGUGGACCCUACACAACAUGUGAUUCAUAACCGAUUCAUAAUACUGAAUCAGCUUAUCGAUUCAAUCAUUUAUUUUAUUUUUUUUUUUUUUUUUUUUUUUAUAUAUAGAUAUUUAUUUCUCCUUUCUAGAUAACAUAUUAACAUAACAUAUUCUACAUUGGAAUUAUCAAAUGUAUAGAGAUUUUCUUGAUAG